Molecule: messenger RNA, 1080 nt
Organism: Colletotrichum chrysophilum
Lineage: Eukaryota; Fungi; Ascomycota; Sordariomycetes; Glomerellales; Glomerellaceae
Exons: 4
Coding region: 1-1080 (359 amino acids)
Biological process (GO): D-sorbitol catabolic process
Molecular function (GO): L-iditol 2-dehydrogenase (NAD+) activity; zinc ion binding
Source: RefSeq, a predicted model, not a curated record
AUGUCCGAAAUCAACCCUGCCUUCGUGCUCCACUCCAUCAAGAACGUCUCGUUCGAGAAUCGCGAGAUUCCCAAGCUCAGAGAUGAGUACGAUGUCCGCGUUCACAUUGAGCAGACGGGCAUUUGCGGCAGCGAUGUCCACUACUGGCAGCGCGGCCGCAUCGGUGACUUCAUCCUCGAGUCGCCCAUCGUUCUCGGCCAUGAGAGUGCCGGAACCGUUGUUGAAGUCGGAAGCAAGGUGAAGAAUGUCAAGUUCGGCGACCGGGUUGCUAUUGAGCCCGGUGUCCCAUGCAGGCAAGCCGGCGCAUACAAUCUCUGUGCAGACACCGUCUUCGCGGCGACACCUCCAUGGGAUGGUACCCUGCAGAAGUACUACAUCGUUGCCGGCGACUACACCUAUCCUAUCCCGGAGCACAUGACUUCCGAGGACGGCGCGCUGGUGGAGCCGGUUGCUGUUGCGGUGCAGAUUUGCAAGGUUGCUGAGCUGAAGGGCGGCCAAACAGUGCUUGUCUUCGGCUGCGGACCCAUCGGUGUUCUUUGCCAGGCCGUGGCCAAGGCCUACGGUGCGAGCAAGGUCAUUGGAGUGGACAUCUCUGAGUCUCGCGCGGCGUUUGCCAAGGACUUUGCAGCUGAUGAUGUCUAUGUGUCGAAGAAGCUCCCCGAUGCUCCUGAGGAUCCUGUUGAUGCUUCUCGCGCCAUUGGUGAGAAGAUUCUCAGGGACUACGGUCUCGGAGAGGGUGCUGAUGUGGUCUUGGAGUGCACGGGUGCUGAGCCGUGCAUUCAGGCUGGUGUCUUUGCUACCAAGAAGGGUGGGACUUAUGUGCAAGCCGGGAUGGGCAAGGAGAAUGUCGUGUUCCCCAUCACCACUGCUUGUAUUCGUGCAUUGAACAUCAAGGGCUCGAUCAGGUACACGAAGGGAUGCUACCCUGAGGCUGUGAACUUGGUAGCGUCAGGAAAGGUCCACCCAAGGAAGUUGAUCACUCAUCGUUACAAGUUCGAGGAGGCCGUCGAGGCCUUUGAGGUUGUAAGGCAGGCGAAGGAGGACACUUUGAAGGUCGUCAUCCAAGGUGUACCAAAAUAG